Messenger RNA from Dermochelys coriacea (leatherback sea turtle), 1858 nucleotides. Its product is annotated as zonadhesin-like. The transcript is spliced from 10 exons. The record is from RefSeq and is a predicted model, not a curated record. The coding region runs from base 23 to 1858 and encodes 611 amino acids. NCBI's taxonomy places the organism in Eukaryota, Metazoa, Chordata, Testudines, Dermochelyidae.
CUACUUCACCUUUGACAAAGUGAUGCACACCUUCUUGGGCACCUGCACCUACACCCUGGUCCGAGUCUGCAACAGCAGCAGUGUCGUUCCUGUGACUAUCAGUGGCAAAAACGAAGACCGAGGACAAAGAGGGGCCACAUAUCUCAAAGAAGUUUACAUUGACAUCUAUGGCAACCGAAUCACCCUUCAGAAGAAUAAGGCAAUCCUGCUCAAUAAGGAGAGAGUCCACACUCCAGUAAAGAACCGAUUACGAGGCGUGUCCAUAGGAAAUGUGGGCAUUUACAUGGUGGUGGAAGCUGACUUUGGACUGCUAGUGAAAUACGAUGGAAAUCAGCACUUGGAAAUCAGCAUUCCAGAAUCUUACUUCUCCAAGGUAUGUGGCAUGUGCGGUAACUAUAAUGGCCAGCGUGGGGAUGAGCUGCUCAUGCCCAAUGGCAUGCAGGCUAACAACGUCACACAAUUUGGAAACAGCUGGAAAGUGGAAGCUGACAGUGAUGCAGGCUGCUUGCCAGACACACAAGAAGAGCUGGGCCCACCUUGCACCGCAGAGGAGAAGCCAGGCAUUGAAAACCAGUGCAAUGUUUUAAAGUCGGACACCUUCAAACCAUGUCACCAUCUGAUUGAACCUGACCUCUUCAUCCAGACCUGCAUCUACGACAUGUGUAAAUAUGAUGGCAUGCUGUCCACUCUCUGUGCCAUCACACAGGCCUACGUGGACACCUGCAAGAAGCAGGGAGUCAUCAUUAAAUGGAGGACCAGCACAUUCUGCCCAUUGCCUUGUCCAUCCAACAGCUAUUACACUGAGUGUGCUUCUCCCUGCCCAGCCACAUGUAAUAAUAUUUAUGCGUCCUCCCUCUGUGAAAAGCCAACAGAAUGCACGGAAGGUUGUGUUUGCAAUGAGGGUUACGUGCUUAGCGAUGACCAGUGUGUACCACUGAGCAAGUGUGGCUGCAGGGAUGAUGAAGAUAACUACUACAGUGGUGGGGAGAGCUGGAUAAAACCCCACUGCAGCCACAAAUGCAAGUGUCAGAAGGACAACACCAUCAAGUGCCAGCUCUAUGGCUGUGAUGCUUGGGAGAUCUGUAUCCUCAACAACAAGGGGAAAUACCAAUGUAAACCAACAGGCUUUGGGAAGUGCCUCAUCACUGGAGAUCCCCACUACCUGACGUUUGAUGGCUUGAUGCAUCACUUCCAAGGCAAACAUACAUACAUGCUGUCUCAGACUGUCUCCAGCAUCCCCAACCGCCUGCCAUCCUUCAGCAUUGAGGGAAAGAACAAGCUUUUCCCUGGAGUGUCCCACAUUUCUUUCCUCCAGGAGAUACGUGUCAGCGUUUACAAUCACACAGUGUGGUUCAGGCAGAAGAAGCAGCUUGUGUUGGAUGGAGUGAAAACCAUCCCCCCUGCCCAGCCUCAUGAAGGUCUUCGCAUAUACCAGAGACCAACAAGAAUUUACAUGGAGACAGAUUUUGGCUUAUCGCUCAGCUAUGAUGGUGCUGAAAACUUAGAUAUAACCCUGGCCAACACCUACAAGAACAAAAUCGAAGGCUUGUGCGGCAACUUUGAUGGGAAGUAUAAAAACGACUUUACCAAGCCAGAUGGCACUCGAGUGAAGGAUGUGGAUGUGUUUGGGGAGAGCUGGAAAGUCCCCAUCACAAGAACAGUCUCCCGGCACAGGCGAGAAGUCAUUUCAGACGAGGAGCUUGACAAUAUCGAGUUAAACACAGGGUUCGCUGAAGGCUGCAAUUCCAGAGAGCUGAGCCUUGUGAACUCCACUUCCAAGUGUGGGAUUCUUACCAAUCCAAAAGGUCCCUUUGUAAAGUGUCAGUCCAAUGUCUCCGUCGAGUUCUUCCAGAUGUGA